Camelina sativa (false flax) is the source of this 1548-nucleotide messenger RNA. RefSeq lists its product as uncharacterized. The record is from RefSeq and is a predicted model, not a curated record. Lineage: Eukaryota; Viridiplantae; Streptophyta; Magnoliopsida; Brassicales; Brassicaceae. Gene Ontology annotation, molecular function: zinc ion binding.
AUGAUAGUGAGGACAACGACACUCACACAUACAUGUGACAUCACAACAAGGUCUCAAUAUGGCAAGAAGACAACUUGUAAAGUAAUAGCUGAAGUCUUGAAAUCGAAGUAUGCGAAUGGGAAACUUGGAUCGAGAGCUGUUGGCAUCCCUAAUAUAGUACUGGAUGAGCUACGCGUUUCAAUAAGUUACAUGAAAGCAUGGCAUUCAAAGGAGAGGGCUGUAUUAGCCGCUAGAGGGAGCCCAGAAGAGGGUUACAAGCUGCUUAUGGUUUAUUUGCACCUUCUAAAACAAACAAAUCCUGGUACGGUUUGGGAUGUUGUGAGUAGGAGAGUAGGUGCGUCGAAAAACAAGUUUAAGUACUUGUUCUUUGAUCUUGGCGCCUGCAUUCACACAGCAAAGUUUAUGAGGAAAGUUUUGAUUAUCGAUGCAACGACUAUAAAAGCAAAGUUUCUUGGAUGUUUGCUAACCGCUAGCUUUCAAGAUGGAAAUUUCCAGAUAAUGCCUUUUGGGUUUGCUGUCGUUGACUCUGAGAACGAACAAGCAUGGACAUGGUUUUUCAAAAAACUUGUGUCCAUAGUUCCAGACGCAGAUGACUUGGUAUUUGUCUCCGACAGACACAACUCAAUCUACGCAUCAUUAAGGAAAGUCUAUCCUCUCGCAAAGCAUGGCGCUUGCUCCGUUCAUCUUUAUCGAAAUGUCAAAAGUAGAUAUAGUAGACAGAAAGGACUCGCAUAUUUGGUGGCAAAGGCGGCGUGUGCUUACACAGUUGGCGAGUUCAGGCAAAAGUUUGAUGAAAUCGAGAGGAGAAGUCCUUUGUGUGCGAACUAUCUAAGAGGAAUAGGGAUCUCACACUGGUCACGAGUGUAUUUCCAGGGUAAACAAUACAACAUUAUGAGCAGCAACAUUGCCGAGAGUAUUAACGCUUCAAUGGCUAAAGCUUUGGAGUUCCCUAUUGUUUCAAUGGUAGAAACAAUACGAAUGAUGUUAAUGAGAUGGUUCUAUUGUAGACGUUCAAAGGCUAACAAGCAUCUCGGUCCUGUCACACAUGAGGUUGAGGAGUUACUUCUAAAACAUCUAUCUGAUUCAGCUGGCUUAAGUGUGUCACCAGCCAGCGCAGACAUAUACCAAGUUAGCAACAACCAUGGUAUCUCGUUUACUAUUGAUCUAGACAGGAAGACCUGCACCUGCAAAGUCUUUGAAACACUUGGCAUUCCGUGUUCCCACGCAUUGGCGGCUGCAAGGGUUAAUGGGACUCCAAUACCACGACUAGUUGAAGAGAACUACAAGUCUGAUUUAUGCAGAAACACUUAUAGUGUUGUCGUCAUGCCGGUUCCUGAUGCCGUUGACCACGACAUUCCAGAGGACAUGCUCAAUCCAAAUGGAGUUCCCCCGGAAACAAAUGCAGGGCCAGGACGCCCAAGGAAGAGGAGGAUCCCUUCAAAUGGCGAGGAACAGGCAAUAAAGAGAAGGAAGAUCAGACCAAGCAGGUGCAGCAGGUGUUAUGGGACAGGCCAUAACAGGGCUACUUGUAGGAACCCUAUACCAUAG